AUCACAUUAUUAUUUUCAUUGACAUCAUUUUCAAGAUAAUCUUUUUUUAUCCUUUCUUCUUUCUUUUUUUAUUGAGAGAAAAAAAUGGGUAUCUUUGGCGACGAUAUUCAAAAGACUUCUAUCUCACUUUAUAUUGAGAGACUUUCCAAUCUCGAGGAAGUUGACUGGUACCUCUUACAGCAACUUACAGAGUCUAUUCAAAUGCAAGAAAACGGACCGAGAGAAGCUAUUGAAACAGUACGAAAGAAGCUCAAGCAUGGCGGAACUCAGCAAAAGUUGCGCGUAUUAGAAGUAAGCUUUAAAUGUUAACUUCUUUGUAUUGAUUUGCGAUUAGGUUCUUAAAUUAUUGAUGGAAAACAGCAACCAACAAUUCCAUAGACAAUUUCUUGCGAAUGAAAAAAUGAAGGAACG
Messenger RNA from Gilbertella persicaria, 411 nucleotides. RefSeq lists its product as uncharacterized. The coding region runs from base 85 to 309 and encodes 74 amino acids. Gene Ontology annotation, molecular function: phosphatidylinositol binding; ubiquitin binding. The transcript is spliced from 3 exons. The record is from RefSeq and is a predicted model, not a curated record. Lineage: Eukaryota; Fungi; Mucoromycota; Mucoromycetes; Mucorales; Choanephoraceae.